Molecule: messenger RNA, 1924 nt
Organism: Rhododendron vialii
Lineage: Eukaryota; Viridiplantae; Streptophyta; Magnoliopsida; Ericales; Ericaceae
Product: leucine-rich repeat extensin-like protein 4
Exons: 1
Coding region: 461-1687 (408 amino acids)
Molecular function (GO): protein binding
Source: RefSeq, a predicted model, not a curated record
CCUUUGCCGGAAAACAUGAUACCAUCCCUUCAUUUUCAAGAAAACAAAUCUUCUCUUUGUCUCUCAUGGGUCGCUGAAUCUGUCUCUCUCCUGCUCCACUACAAACAACUGCGAAAGCUACAGGGAAGGAAGUAAGUCGUUAUCAUGCCCAUUAUCCUCUCUCUCAAUUUUCACAAGAGCAUUUCCUGCAACUGGUUUUUGAAAACAUGUUGAAAACAAUACAUAUUAGUAGUCAUUUUGUAACGGUUAACGGUCGCUGUAACUAGUCGUCGUGAUAGUUCCUUAAAACAUGUUGUAAAAAUUCUGUGAAGGAAAUCAAGUGUUGGUAGCAGUAGGCAUGGACACUAUGAUCGAUUAGGAGACCGAAAACUUGGUUUUGAAAAUGAAAGAAACUGCUUACAAAAACAGAGAAAUCUCGCAACACUUCCACACCCAAAACCCUUGAGAGAUAAUAACAACAAUGGUUAAUUCACUCUCUUCUACCCUCCUAACCACUUUCUUAGUUCUCUCACUCUUCCACCUCUCUUCCUUCCACAACAAUCUAGCCGCGAAGCACAUCCACCACAGCUACUCCUCUGCCAACCUCCACCACCACCACCACCAUAUACCCACCCCGUAUAAAACCACCAAAGCCAACACCACCAUAUCGAACCCUCGACUCCAACAAGCUUACAUUGCUCUCCAAGCAUGGAAAAGGGUAAUCUUCUAUGACCCGAACAACUUCACGUCCGAUUGGGUGGGUGAGUCCGUCUGCAACUACACCGGAGUAUUCUGCAGCAACCUUCCCAACGCCACCAAACCCACCAUCACCGUAGCCGGAAUUGACCUCAACUCCGCAAACAUUGCCGGACUCCUCCCCCCUGAGCUCGGCCUCCUCUCCGACCUCGCCCUGAUCCACCUCAACAGCAACCGAUUCUGUGGACUAGUCCCACAAACUCUAUCGAACCUUUCUCUCCUAUUCGAGCUCGACCUCAGUAACAACAGACUCGUCGGCCCUUUUCCCACCGUCGUCCUCUCUCUUCCCAGUCUCCAGUACCUCGAUCUCCGUUACAAUGAAUUCGAAGGCCCACUUCCUCCCCAGCUCUUUAGUAAAUCAUUUGAUGCUAUUUUCCUCAAUAACAAUGGGUUCACUUCCUCAAUUCCACCAAAUCUCGGUAAAAGCUCUGCAACUGUUAUAGUUUUUGCAAACAACAACUUUGGUGGUUGUCUCCCGCCAAGCAUUUCAAACUUCGCCGAUACAUUGGAAGAAUUGGUUCUAAUCAACACAAAUUUAUCUGGGUGUGUGCCACCUGAAGUGGGAUUUCUGUAUAAAUUGAAACUAUUAGAUUUGAGUUCGAACAGACUGGAGGGUCCGAUUCCGUAUAGUAUUUCAGGGUUAGCUCAUUUGGAGCAGCUGAAUGUAGCCCACAAUUACAUGAGUGGAAACGUGCCAGAAGGGGUUUGUAUUUUGCCAAACUUGGUGAAUUUCACUUAUUCUUACAACUUUUUCUGUGAGGAAGAGGGGGUUUGCCGGAACUUGACUUCCAAAGGGGUGGUGUUCGACGAUCGACGGAAUUGUUUGCCGGAAAAGCCGCUUCAGAGGACCAAGGAGCAGUGUGAUCCUGUGGUUGAGCAUCCUGUGGAUUGCUAUCACUAUCCCUGCGGUGGUGCCCCGGUGGCGCAGGCUCCAGCUCCUAUCCAUGCCUAAUUAGUGAGUAACAAACUAGAAUAAAGAUUCAAAUUUGAAUCUGCAAGUCUGUUGUGAACAAUUUUAGUUUUGAGUCUGUACAUUUGUGUGAGUUUUUACGCCUGUUUAUGUUUUGCUAAAGUGUCCUGGUGAGUGGGUCGUCUUUAUAAUAUGUACAUCAUCAUCUUGGAUAUACCUUUAAAAGUUUGAAAAAUGAAAAUUAUUUGAGCGGUUGUCGAAGCUCAUCCGCAAAUAAAA